AUGAAGUCAUUCAUCAAAUCUCACAAACGUAACGAGUCGCUCCAGUCAUACACCUCAUCGUCGACCACCAAGAGUCCUCAGGCAUCGCCGCUAUUAAACCAAUCAUCUUCUGCGCCCAGCAGUCCCAAAAAACUCCUCAAUCCCAUUAAGAACUUGUUCCACAAGAGACAACCGCUGGCAGACUUAGACGAUAUUUUUGUCUCCAGGCCCAAUUUUUACAAGAGUCGGGACGUUAAGGUCAUUUCUGAGCCCCUUGAUAUUGUAAGAAACUCAACGAAGAAGUCAUCAAAACGAUUGAAGUCCAAGCUGUCGGCAAGCACAAAUCCUGAUGCUCCAGAAGAAGGUGACGUGGAUUAUGCUGAUUCCUCUUCGGAGGGCUCCGACGACUCCAAUUUCUCGUUUGUUAAAGAUGUAAUAGGUGGCCGGAAUACCUCCAUCAAGUACUACAAGACAAAGUCCACCCAAGUACCCGAACAUAAUCGGCCCAUUUACUUUGAUAACGACCAAGACCAUGAUAUUGAUGUUGAUGAUUAUGACUUUGAAAAUAACGGACUUGAUGGUUAUGAUGGUGUUGAUGACUACAAUGAUAUAGAAGAGGACAUAAACUAUAUUGAUGACUUUGAUGAUGAUGUCGACAAGAUUGACCGACCUCAACCUGGAAGUUGCAUCAGUGACGAUGCAGUAUUUAACCCAGAAGAGUAUUCCAACCACUUUGCUGAUACCGAAGAUGAAGGAGGCUAUUAUGGAAACAUGAAGAUAUACUCGUUGCAUAAUAAGAAGCCAUUCAACCAAUCCUACCACCUUUCUAUCAAUGGAAGCAAGCAUGGCUCAGAUAAAAGUGGUGACGAUCAUGUCGAUCUUCUUGAUAGCUACUUGGAUGUGGAUCCUGACGAAAUUGGGUUUACUACAGAUACCCCUAAAUUUGAAUCUAUUGACGAUUUACAACUCUAUGACUUGAAUUCACCCUUAAUUAAUGGAAUUAACAUGGGUGGUAACACUUCCAGCAGGUUCAACAAUAUCAGUCCAGCUGUGAAUACAAACCUCCACCCGAAUGUUAAGAGUUUCCAUUUGUCAAUUGACGAGAUUCAAUUGUAUAAAGGUGAAGAAGAUAUUGGUAUUGGCUCCAAGUCGGAAACUAAAAAUCUAGCUUUCGGAGCGGUGCUAGCAGACUCGGCACUUGAUGACGAUGAGAUCACCAACAUAGAAAGUUAUAAUGACUACCAGUUCCAAGACAGCUCUGAUGAAUUGACUAAAUCACCUUCAGAUACCCAAGGGUAUUCGGAGGCUCAAGCAGAAAUUGACAUGACCUUGAAAAACUUAGAGUCAUCAGCAGAACCUAAACUGGAUGCUCCAAAAAGUGUUCCUCCGAGAAUUAACAGACGUUCUAUAAAUGAACUCAUGAACCUACUAGAAAAUCUUCAAGUAGACAAUGGAAUUACACAGCAGAGUAAACGUGACUCCAUUGAAAACAUGAUGCAUUUUUUGAAGAAUAUCCAGAAAACUCAAGUAAGCAGCUCAACAGAUGGUGGUAUUUUACCCAAUCGUCAUACGGUUACUUCAAAUGCAAUAAAGCCUGUUAAAGAGACGAGAGCUAUCAAAGAACAGGAAGACGAAGAUGAAGGGCCUAAUUUCUUGGAUACCGACUUGAACGAUUUGGAGAAGGAUUUACUAGAUGAAAUCAACCAAUUACCGGAAGAUUAUGAUUUUGAUGCUAGAGAAGAGCUUUUAAACCAAUUGGAUUACAUUAACAGCAGUAUGCGAUCACUGCCAUUUAUGAGGUCAAGUUCAUUUAACAAAAAACCCAAGAAGCUAUCCCAUUCUUCUAGUUUGAAGAAUCCCAGCAAGAUCGAAACUUCAAACAAAACUGUGACCUACUACAACAAGUCCCAACCAGGAAGUUUCAAGAGCAAGAGCCACAGUCCCAUUGAUGACUUAAUGACAAUUAGAGAAAAAAACUAG
Yamadazyma tenuis ATCC 10573 is the source of this 1959-nucleotide messenger RNA. RefSeq lists its product as uncharacterized. The record is from RefSeq and is a predicted model, not a curated record. NCBI's taxonomy places the organism in Eukaryota, Fungi, Ascomycota, Pichiomycetes, Serinales, Debaryomycetaceae.